This is a messenger RNA of Leopardus geoffroyi (Geoffroy's cat), 2981 nucleotides long. It is a transcript of the gene TRIM28, whose product is annotated as tripartite motif containing 28. Gene Ontology annotation, molecular function: zinc ion binding; protein binding; transcription corepressor activity. The transcript has 16 exons. The coding region runs from base 228 to 2810 and encodes 860 amino acids. The record is from RefSeq and is a predicted model, not a curated record. Lineage: Eukaryota; Metazoa; Chordata; Mammalia; Carnivora; Felidae.
GGCGGCCUGUGAAGAGGAAGCGCGGUCUUCGUCGGCGGAAGGCUAGCGGGCGGCGGCCGGUCGGGCUUCGGCAGCGCCCCGCGCGCAGCGGGCAGUAGCCCAGGCGGCGCGUGGCGGCGCUCGGCCUCGCGGCGGCGGCGGCCCAGCAGUUGGUGGCGAGCGCGUUUGCGCCUGCGCGGCGGGCCCCGCGCCCCUCCUCCCCCCUGGGCGCCCCCGGCGGCGUGUGAAUGGCGGCCUCGGCGGCGGCGGCCUCGGCCGCGGCGGCGGCGGCGGCCUCGGCCAGCCCGGGUCCGGGCGAGGGUUCGGCGGGCGGCGAAAAGCGCGCCGCCGCCUCCUCGGCCGCGGCUGCGGCCUCGGCCUCGGCGUCGUCGCCCGCGGGGGGCGGUGGCGAGGCGCUGGAGCUCCUGGAGCAUUGCGGUGUGUGCCGGGAGCGCCUGCGCCCCGAGAGGGAGCCGCGCCUGCUGCCCUGCCUGCACUCGGCCUGCAGUGCCUGCCUCGGGCCUCCGGCGCCCGCCGCCGCCAACAGCUCGGGGGAUGGCGGUGCGGCGGGCGACGGCGCCGUGGUUGACUGUCCUGUGUGCAAGCAGCAAUGCUUCUCCAAAGACAUUGUGGAGAAUUAUUUUAUGCGUGACAGUGGCAGCAAGGCUGCCACAGACUCCCAGGAUGCAAAUCAGUGCUGCACUAGCUGUGAGGAUAACGCCCCUGCCACCAGCUACUGUGUGGAGUGCUCUGAGCCGCUGUGUGAGACGUGUGUGGAGGCACACCAGCGGGUGAAGUACACCAAGGACCACACUGUGCGCUCCACUGGGCCAGCCAAGUCCAGGGACGGUGAGCGCACAGUGUACUGCAACGUGCACAAGCACGAGCCCCUUGUGCUGUUCUGUGAGAGCUGUGACACCCUCACUUGUAGGGACUGCCAGCUCAACACCCACAAGGACCACCAAUAUCAGUUUCUGGAGGAUGCAGUGAGGAACCAGCGCAAGCUCCUGGCCUCACUGGUAAAACGCCUUGGGGACAAGCAUGCGACGCUGCAGAAGAACACCAAGGAGGUUCGCAGCUCGAUCCGCCAAGUGUCUGAUGUACAGAAGCGUGUGCAGGUGGAUGUGAAGAUGGCCAUUUUGCAGAUCAUGAAGGAACUGAACAAGCGGGGCCGUGUGCUGGUCAACGAUGCCCAGAAGGUGACAGAGGGGCAGCAGGAGCGCCUGGAGCGACAACACUGGACCAUGACCAAGAUCCAGAAGCACCAGGAACAUAUCCUGCGCUUUGCCUCAUGGGCUCUGGAGAGUGACAACAACACAGCUCUGCUGCUCUCCAAGAAGCUGAUCUAUUUCCAGCUGCAUCGGGCCCUCAAGAUGAUUGUGGAUCCUGUGGAGCCACAUGGCGAGAUGAAGUUCCAGUGGGACCUCAAUGCCUGGACCAAGAGCGCAGAGGCUUUCGGCAAGAUCGUGGCAGAGCGUCCAGGCACCAACUCAACAGGCCCUACGCCCAUGGCCCCUCCUCGGGCUCCAGGGCCCUUGAGCAAGCAGGGUUCUGGCAGCAGCCAGCCCAUGGAGGUGCAGGAAGGCUAUGGCUUUGGCUCAGACGAUCCUUACUCGAGUGCAGAGCCCCAUGUGUCAGGUGUGAAGCGGUCCCGCUCCGGUGAGGGCGAGGUGAGUGGCCUCAUGCGUAAGGUGCCACGGGUGAGCCUUGAGCGCCUGGACCUGGAUCUCACGGCUGAUAGCCAGCCACCAGUUUUCAAAGUCUUCCCAGGCAGCACCACUGAAGAUUACAAUCUCAUUGUUAUUGAGCGCGGUGCUGCAGCUGCUGCUGCUGGACAGCCUGGGACUGCUCCACCUGGGGCUCCCGGUGCCCCUCCACUGCCUGGCAUGGCCAUUGUCAAGGAGGAAGAGACAGAGGCGGCCAUCGGAGCCCCACCUGCUGCCACUGAAGGCCCUGAGACCAAGCCUGUGCUGAUGGCCCUGGCGGAGGGCCCCGGCGCUGAGGGCCCCCGCCUGGCCUCACCCAGUGGCAGCACUAGUUCAGGUCUAGAGGUGGUGGCUCCAGAGGGCACUUCAGCCCCAGCAGGUGGCCCCGGUGCCCUGGAUGACAGUGCCACCAUCUGCCGCGUCUGCCAGAAGCCAGGCGAUCUGGUCAUGUGCAACCAGUGCGAGUUCUGCUUCCACCUGGACUGCCACCUGCCUGCCCUGCAGGAUGUGCCAGGGUGCGAGGCUUGUGUAGGGUCUGUGCCGGGUGGAGGGCUGGGCUGGCUGGCUUCUGUGCAGCCCCUCAUUCUCCUUCCAUCCAGGGAGGAGUGGAGUUGCUCUCUCUGCCACGUGCUCCCUGAUCUGAAAGAGGAAGAUGGCAGCCUGAGUCUGGAUGGUGGUGAUAGCACUGGUGUGGUGGCCAAGCUCUCGCCAGCCAACCAGCAGAAGUGUGAGCGUGUCCUGCUGGCCCUGUUUUGUCACGAGCCCUGCCGUCCCCUGCACCAGCUGGCUACUGACUCCACUUUCUCCCUGGAUCAGCCUGGUGGCACCCUGGACUUAACCCUGAUCCGCGCCCGUCUCCAGGAGAAGUUGUCACCUCCCUAUAGCUCCCCCCAGGAGUUUGCCCAGGAUGUGGGCCGCAUGUUUAAGCAGUUCAACAAGCUGACAGAGGACAAGGCAGAUGUGCAGUCCAUCAUCGGCCUGCAACGCUUCUUCGAGACUCGCAUGAAUGAGGCCUUUGGUGACACCAAGUUCUCAGCUGUGCUGGUGGAGCCCCCACCGCUGAGCCUGCCUGGUGCUGGCCUGAGUGCCCAGGAGCUAUCCAGUGGUCCUGGUGAUGGCCCCUGAGGCUGUGGCCUCUCAGGCCAACCCAACGUGGCUCUGUUCUCUGUCCUGUCAAAUCCCCUCUCCCCCACGCCCCCCUCUGGUGGCCUGGCUCCUACUUCUUGGUGGCCCCAUCCCCCAGUCCUUCACAAUAUGGUUUUUACUUAUGUGGAUUUAAUAAAAACUUCACCAGUU